AUGCAGACUCCGACCACCAACUCUCCAGAUGUCAAGCUAGUGCCACGCCGCACCUUGGAGGGCCACUCUGGUUGGGUCUGGGAUGUGGCCCUCUCCCCCGAUGGCACGAUGGCGGCGUCGGCCUCGAAUGACACUACCGUCCGCGUCUGGGGCACUACUGCGACAGGCUCCCUAUACCGCGUCUUCAAAGGCCACUCCGGCCCAGUCAGGGCGGUAUCAUUCUCGCCGGACAGCCAACGGGUGGCAUCUGCCUCCGACGACAUGAUCGUCCGAGUCUGGGACAUCGGCACAGGCGUCGUCUCCCGGGUAUUUCAAGGCCACUCUGGCUGCGUCCGAUCCGCCGCAUUCUCCCCCGACGGCAAGCUGAUCGCGUCGGCCUCCGACGACAAAACGGUGCGUCUUUGGGACCUCCGCACAGGCGACACGCUUAAAGUCUUUCACGGUCACUCUGGUUGGGUGCGCACCGUGAAGUUCUCGCCAAAUGGAAAAUUGCUGGCAUCCGCGUCCGAUGACUGCACAGCACGAAUUUGGGAUAUACACACCGGUGCCGCCUGCGCCGUCCUCGAAGGCCACGCCGACUACGUGCGGGCCGUGAGCUUCUCGCCGGACGGAAAGAUGGUGGCUACUGGAUCGAAAGACCGAACAGCCCGGCUGUGGCGAACCGGCAUGCUAUCCACGGUCCUGGAGGGACAUUCGAGCUGGGUGAAAGACGUGAUUUUCUCCCCAGACAGCGAACUAGUGGUUUCUGCGUCCGACGACUCAACCAUCCGGCUUUGGAAUACCAGCACAGGCAGGACAUGCAGCACGCUCGGACCGGUCCAAGGCUGGGAGAGGGGCAUGGCCUGGGCACGGGACGGGAAGCUAGUAGUGUCUACAGCUGAUGAUAUGACCGUCCGGAUCCUGGAAACUGAUGAGAAUUUAUGA
Penicillium canariense is the source of this 924-nucleotide messenger RNA. Its product is annotated as WD40 repeat domain-containing protein. The transcript has a single exon. Lineage: Eukaryota; Fungi; Ascomycota; Eurotiomycetes; Eurotiales; Aspergillaceae. Gene Ontology annotation, molecular function: protein binding. The coding region runs from base 1 to 924 and encodes 307 amino acids. The record is from RefSeq and is a predicted model, not a curated record.